UCGUAUACAAUUAAGCUCCACAUAUAAUAUAUUAUUUGUACCAUCUCUAUAUAUAUAUAUACAUACACACACGUAAACAUGCUAUACGUCAACGUGAGCCCAUGACCAAAAAAACAAUGGAUAUCCAUUUUUCACCCAUCAGCAACCGAAACCCUAACUCAUGCACCAGCUCCUCGUCCUCUUCUCUCCACCGGCGUAGGAAUAAAAAGGGCAAAACCGGAGAUACAAAGAGAGAUUCACCGCCGGCCACGAAGCUAUCAACGGACCCACAGAGCGUGGCGGCGCGUGAAAGACGCCACCGUAUCAGCGACAGGUUCAAGAUCCUUCAGAGUAUGGUUCCUGGUGGCUCGAAGAUGGAUACUGUCUCCUUGCUCGAUGAAGCCAUUGAGUACGUUAAGUUCCUCAAGGCCCAGAUUUGGCUUCACCAAAACUUGAUGCUCUUCUUUGACCAUGCGACGCCGUUCUGCUCCGCCGCCGGCGACGUUACCGGCGUCGAUAAUGGCCCGUGUACGACGACCUCGACCGGUUCUGUUUCUUCUGCAUCGGAUGCCUACAAUUAUGCCCCCAUGUCGGAGACGUAUUUACAGACUUUGCCACCGGAGUACAACUCCUGGUUUAGCCCUGUUGUCUAAGAAACCAUGCAUGGACGCGGUUUGUCUCAAUGGGAGAAAUGCAUACACUGAUUUAUAUAUCAUGUGUGUGCUGAUAUAUAUUAGUCUACAUGGCGUGUUCAGGAACCCCUAGAAACUUUUAUUAUUAUUAUUAUUAUUAUUAUUAUUAUUAUUGUGUGAUAAUUUAAUUCCAAACAUAUAUACUAAUAUAUAAUAUUGGUCCUGGUUGUGUAAGUAUAGUAACUAACUUAAGUGGAAAUUGCAUUUUGGAGGAUGUAAUAUCACGGACCAGCAAGCUUGAUUUUGUUAUUUUCAAUUAAAUAUGCAUACGCGUUGAAAAGAUACGAGAAGCUA
This is a messenger RNA of Tarenaya hassleriana, 965 nucleotides long. Its product is annotated as transcription factor bHLH140. Gene Ontology annotation, biological process: regulation of DNA-templated transcription. Gene Ontology annotation, molecular function: DNA-binding transcription factor activity; protein dimerization activity. Bases 102 to 632 code for a protein of 176 amino acids. Lineage: Eukaryota; Viridiplantae; Streptophyta; Magnoliopsida; Brassicales; Cleomaceae. The record is from RefSeq and is a predicted model, not a curated record. The transcript has a single exon.